Molecule: messenger RNA, 981 nt
Organism: Fonsecaea erecta
Lineage: Eukaryota; Fungi; Ascomycota; Eurotiomycetes; Chaetothyriales; Herpotrichiellaceae
Exons: 2
Coding region: 1-981 (326 amino acids)
Molecular function (GO): 8-oxo-dGDP phosphatase activity
Source: RefSeq, a predicted model, not a curated record
AUGGCCCUCCUGUCGAACCUGGACCUGGUCAAUGAAUGCGACAACUUUCCUUACGACUCGGACUCGGACCGGGACAAGUUCAAGGCGGUGGUGAAUGGAUACUAUCAUUUCUACCUCGACGGCUGCACGGCGUGUCUGGGCUACAUGACGGCGUCGGUGGCGGAGCGCAUGCCUCUCACGCAGCACUGGCGACUGGACCGAGACACUCGACGGCUGGUGUUCCAGCCGCGCGACGACCGGGGCCGCCCCGUCCCCGUCGAGGAUGUCGACACGCGCAGCGCGAUCCUGGCGACGUACCUGCAGGAGGUGCGCGAGCGGCGCGUGUUCGGCGUGCUGGAUGGCUGGCGCGCCGAGCGGUACCCCAUCUACGGACCGCAGCGGCGGCUGGUGCUGAACAUGGAGCGGUCGGCGACGCCGCUGUUCGGCGUCGUCACCUACGGCGUGCACAUGACCGGCUACGUCGAGACGGCCCCGGGGGAGAUGAAGAUCUGGGCGCCGCGCCGGGCGCUGACCAAGCAGACGUACCCGGGCAUGAUGGACAACACGGUCGCGGGCGGGCUGAGCACGGGGGAGAAGCCGUUCGAUUGCCUGGUGCGCGAGUGCGAGGAGGAGGCCUCGUUGCCGGCCGACCUGGUGCGGUCGGCAGCCCGGGCGUGCGGGACGCUGACAUAUUUCCACGUCCGCGACGCCCGUGCGGGGGGAGAGACGGGGCUCUGCCAGCCCGAGUGCCAGUACAUCUACGACCUGAAGAUGCCGGCCGACGUGAUCCCCAAGCCCGGCGACGACGAGGCCAUCGAUUUCCAGCUCUUGACCGUCCCCGAGAUCCGGCAUGCCAUGGCCGAGGGCAGAUUCAAGCCGAACUGCGCCCACCUGCUCUUGGAGUUUCUCGUCCGCCACGGAUUCCUGACGCCCGAGAACGAGCCCGACUACAUUGAAAUCGUCGCCCGACUCCAUCGACGGUUGGAGUUUCCCACGCCCUGA